This is a messenger RNA of Lepus europaeus (European hare), 204 nucleotides long. RefSeq names its product beta-defensin 103A-like. The transcript is spliced from 2 exons. Gene Ontology annotation, molecular function: CCR6 chemokine receptor binding; chemoattractant activity. The record is from RefSeq and is a predicted model, not a curated record. Gene Ontology annotation, cellular component: extracellular region. NCBI's taxonomy places the organism in Eukaryota, Metazoa, Chordata, Mammalia, Lagomorpha, Leporidae. Gene Ontology annotation, biological process: defense response to bacterium; cell chemotaxis. The coding region runs from base 1 to 204 and encodes 67 amino acids.
AUGAGGAUCCAUUAUCUCCUGUUCGCGUUACUCUUCCUAUUCUUGGUGCCUGUUCCAGGCAAUGGAGGACUCAUAAAUGCAGCACAUAAAUAUUACUGCAAGCUAAGAAGGGGCCGAUGUGCUUUGCUUAGCUGCCUUCCAAAGGAGGAACAGAUUGGCCGUUGUUCUCUGCGUGGCCGAAAGUGCUGCCGAAUAAAGAAAUAA